This is a messenger RNA of Paramecium pentaurelia, 774 nucleotides long. NCBI's taxonomy places the organism in Eukaryota, Ciliophora, Oligohymenophorea, Peniculida, Parameciidae. The record is from the annotation of a GenBank genome assembly.
AUGUAUUAAAAUCUCUAAGCUUAAUAACCUAAUUCCAAAUAUAAGACCCAAUUGUGUCGUCAUUUUAGUACAAUUUUUAUCAAAACUAAGUAACUAUUGGUUCUUGUGCAUUGGGAACUAGAUGUUAAUUCGCACAUGGAAGAUAGGAACUUAGAACCAAUAAUCAGGUUAUGACAAACUACAUUUAACCUAAUAUGUAAUAAAACAAUCAAGUAGGCACACAAAACAGAGUUCAAAAUAUUAAUCCAAUGAUUGCAAAUUAUAAGAGUAUUUAAUUUAUAUAUGAUUUUAAGCUUAAUUAUGUAAACACUUUAAUCCUUAAACAGGAUAAUGUAAAAAUGGUUCAACUUGUACAUUUGCUCAUGGUGAAUAAGAACUAAAUUAAAUAAACCCUUAUUUAUAAAAUCAAUACAUGUAAUUGAAUAUUUAUGUUAUAUAGGUUAAUGCAAAAGUAAAUAAAAUAAUAAAAUUAAGCUACUUUAUAAGCAGAACUAACUUAAUAAAUUUUAAUUAUGAUACUUACUAAUAUGGAAGCUAUUUUCCCUGGAUAAAAUGUAAAAUAUUUAUAAAUAUAAUAUUCCCUAGAAUAUUCUUAAUUUAUUAAGAUUAGGAUAAGAAAAAGCAAAGUAAGGAGAUAAUCAAACAGCCAGUGAAAUAAUUAAAUAAAUUAUACAUGAUGAAUCAAGAACCAAAGAAGAAAAAAGUUAAUACUAAUUAAUUUAUAAUAAUGCUCAAAAUCAUUACAAUCAAAAAUUAAAAGAAUGUAAUAUGUGA